CGGUCGUGGAGGCCCGCGAGGCCGUCCUGGGCGUCCUGUGCCUGGCCCUCGGCCCUCGCCGGUGUCCCUGGCUCCUUUCUUAUUUUAGUUGGGCUGCAGACCGCUCCAUGUCCUCUAGUGCAAAACACCCUGCCAGGUCACCUCGCCCACUCGCCUCCUUUUCCAGCUCUUGUUGCUUUAGGGACAGUUAGGGGGAACUUGGGUGGCCCAGGGCCAGCUGUGUUUCCCUUGCGUUGUACUUUGGGCCUGUUCGAUCCGUGUUUUGCGCUCUCUCCCGCGCUCUGUGGAGGUGCCCACGCCUCUGCCACUUGCUAGGCUGAGUGAUACAGGUCAGCACCUCAUCUAUGGGCACUUUCCCAAAGCAGGUGAAAAUUGUGGAAGUUGGUCCCCGAGAUGGACUGCAAAAUGAAAAGAAUAUCGUUCCUACUCCAGUGAAAAUCAAGCUGAUAGACAUGCUCUCGGAAGCAGGACUCCCUGUCGUAGAAGUCACCAGUUUUGUGUCUCCCAAGUGGGUUCCCCAGAUGGCUGACCACACUGAAGUCUUGAAGGGCAUUCAGAAGUUUCCUGGCAUCAACUACCCAGUCCUAACCCCGAAUUUGAAAGGCUUUGAGGCAGCGGUGGCUGCAGGCGCCAAGGAAGUGAGCGUCUUUGGGGCCGCCUCAGAGCUCUUCACCAGGAAGAACAUCAACUGCUCCAUAGACGAGAGCUUCCAGCGCAUGGACGUGAUCUUGAAGGCAGCUCAGGCCACCAAUAUUCCAGUGCGGGGGUACGUCUCCUGUGUGCUUGGAUGCCCCUAUGAAGGGAAGAUCCCCCCAGCUAAAGUAGCUGAGGUUGCCAAGAAGUUGUACUCAAUGGGCUGCUAUGAGAUCUCCCUGGGGGACACAAUCGGCGUGGGCACCCCAGGGAUCAUGAAAGACAUGCUGUCAGCUGUCAUGCACGAGGUACCUGUGGCUGCCCUGGCUGUCCACUGCCAUGACACCUAUGGCCAGGCCCUGGCCAACACCUUGAUGGCCCUGCAGAUGGGUGUGAGUGUCGUGGACUCUUCCGUGGCAGGACUUGGAGGCUGUCCCUAUGCACAGGGGGCAUCAGGGAACUUGGCCACUGAGGACCUGGUCUACAUGCUAACUGGCUUGGGCAUUCACACGGGUGUGAACCUUCAGAAGCUCCUGGAAGCUGGAGACUUUAUCUGUCAAGUCCUGAACAGAAAAACCAGUUCCAAAGUGGCACAGGCUAGCUGUAAACUCUGAUCCCCUGGGCCAUCUGGGGCCCCGGGACCUGUAUGGGAGUAGGAGCAGGCAUGGAUGAUUCCUGAGCGGGAAAUGAACAAGAGAAUGAAAUUAAAGGAGCAGGGCCUCCCAGCCAGCUCUGCACGUAGGUCCCUGGCAGAAGGGAAAUGAGGGCCAGGGGACUUGCUUGGCCUCAGCCCUCCCUGCCAGACCUAAGUAGGAGUGAGUGGCCUUGGGAAUGAACAGCUCCCUUCACUGUGGAUCUAGUGGCCCAGGAGUCAAGUGCCUGAGGUCACCUGGGAACCUACUUGGGAUGAUCUGUAAGUCUCAUUCUGGGCGCAGUUGGUCUCAUUCUGGGUGCAGUUGCCAGCUGUCUAACCACAUGCUCCAUCCAGCCUGGCCGCCAGGCCACUGCUUUCUGCCUUAAAGCAAGGGGUGGGGAGUUUUCUCAAGGCUGGCAGAGGACUUUUGCACAGAAAUGAGGGCCGAGCUUCUGUGGUGGCCAUCUGCUGACUCCAUCAUCCCCGGAAAAUCUCCACUCUGAAUGUGAUUUUUGAAAAGAGGUUAUGUAAUUAAAGGUUUAAUUUUCCAGUA
Marmota flaviventris (yellow-bellied marmot) is the source of this 1820-nucleotide messenger RNA. It is a transcript of the gene Hmgcl, whose product is annotated as 3-hydroxy-3-methylglutaryl-CoA lyase. Gene Ontology annotation, molecular function: hydroxymethylglutaryl-CoA lyase activity. Gene Ontology annotation, biological process: L-leucine catabolic process; ketone body biosynthetic process. NCBI's taxonomy places the organism in Eukaryota, Metazoa, Chordata, Mammalia, Rodentia, Sciuridae. The record is from RefSeq and is a predicted model, not a curated record. Gene Ontology annotation, cellular component: mitochondrion.